AUGGCUGUGGAUUUUUAUGCGACACUAAACCUAAACAGGAACGCAACAGACGGCGACAUUAAAAAAGCAUAUCGGCGUCUUGCAUUAAAGUUUCAUCCAUGUAACUGCGACGAAGCAGAGAGCAGAGAAACCUUUACUCAUCUGGGUGAAGCCUACGAUGUUCUGAGUGACCCUCGUAAAAGGGCUACUUUUGACAAAUUUGGUGAAGAGGGUCUAAGAGAUGGUCUACCACCUGAGUUAGGAAACAACCAAUAUUGGUCAAAUAAAUAUACUUAUCAUGGGAAUCCAGAAAAGACAUUCAGGGAGUUUUUUGGAGGCAAUAACCCAUUUGCAGAUUUGCAUUCAAACGCUGAACCACUUAUGUUGGGUGGCCUCAGAAGAGCUGUGAUAAAGCCACAGGAUCCAUCGAUAGAGAGAGAGCUGUUCCUGUCCCUCAGCGAUCUCUUCCAUGGAGGCACAAAAAAGAUCAGAAUAUCUCGAAGGGUUAUGAAUGAGGACGGACACAUGUCUAGCAUUAAGGACAAGAUCUUAUCCAUAGACGUGAGUCCUGGAUGGAAAGAAGGGGCAAGAAUUGUUUUUUCUAAAGAAGGAGAUCAGGGACCGAACAAUGUUCCUGCAGAUGUCGUGUUCAUAGUGCGACAGAAGAGUCAUCCACUGUUUAAGAGACAAGACGAUGAUCUUCUUUACAUGAUGCAGAUUUCUUUAGAGAUGGCUCUUACGGGCUUCUCUCUGGAGGUGGAGACACUGGAUGGAAGACUGCUCCGGAUCCCGAUCAAUGACAUCGUACACCCCAGCUACACAAAAGUGGUGACUGGAGAGGGAAUGCCACUGCUCCACAGUCCUUCACAGAGAGGAAACCUCGUCAUUACCUUCGACAUUGACUUUCCAAAGAAGCUCUCUUUCGAGCAAAAGCUUCUGAUAAAGAAGGCUCUGAAAUAAAGUUCUACAUACGUAUAUAUAUAUAUAUAUAUAUAUAAACAUUUAUGUGUUUGUUUGUCUUCGACUAACGGCUGGUUGAGAAAAUGCAGUUUAUGUAAAUACAAAAGAAAGGCAUGAAGUAUGGUACAUUUAACAGUUUCACACCACACAAAUUGACAAUGACGUUGUUUCUUUAACCAAUCAGACUUUGAGUUGGCAACAAGCUAAAGUAAAAUGACAAUUACGACAACCUCAGCUCAUACUGAGAGGGUUUGACACACGAGCUGCUUUUUCGAUAUGAUAAACUUGGACUUUAUAUAAGAUCUGUAAAUGCAACAUUCGUCAAUUUUGAACUGCUUGGUACUGUCACAUAAUAUUGAACAGAAUCAAUCAACUCAACUCAAGCCAACUCUGUUGAGUGAGCAAAGGGAUUGUAUAUUCAAGCUGCGCUUCAUACUUUUAACCACUAGACGCCACCAAAAAUGAUUGUAUUGAAAAGCUUCAGGAAACGAAGCCUUUUUGAUUUAAGCUUCAGUGUUUCAUUUUACCAUCAUGUCUUUAAAACACGAAAGAAGAAGAAAAGAA
Messenger RNA from Cynoglossus semilaevis (tongue sole), 1503 nucleotides. RefSeq names its product dnaJ homolog subfamily B member 13-like. The record is from RefSeq and is a predicted model, not a curated record. Gene Ontology annotation, molecular function: protein-folding chaperone binding. The coding region runs from base 1 to 939 and encodes 312 amino acids. The transcript has 8 exons. Gene Ontology annotation, cellular component: cytosol. Lineage: Eukaryota; Metazoa; Chordata; Actinopteri; Pleuronectiformes; Cynoglossidae.